UGUUCAUUCAACGCCUUCACUUCACCAUCCUCUCGACUCGAGAGGCGAGGGCGCGUCGCCGUCCCCGUCGUCUUCUCUCGACGAGCCACCCACACACGUCCGCACACGGUCACGGACUCGAAAUGCUUGCGCGCGAGUGCUUUCCUUGCCCGAGCUUCGUUGACAACGCUGGAGAAAUGUCCCGCGCUGCUUCUGCUUGUAGAGCUCGCCGCGGUGCGAAGGAUUCGCGUCCAUGGAAGACGGAGGAGUCGCUGAGACCGGGAAGCUGGGCUCGCAGAUCGCGCAAAAGGUGAUUGCGGGAUUCGAAGCGGGUGUUGAAUCGGGUGCCAAUGUCGCCGCGGUCAAGAAGAAGAGUGGGAGACCGAAGAAGUACGCAGUGAGGCGCGGCAGAGAGAGGCCCCGAGGUUCCUCCAGUGGAUCUCUGCAUUUCGCUUCCAUUGGUGGACGUCCAAUGGGGGGACUUGGAGGAAGCUUUAGCGCUGCGACGGCGAUCCUUCAUAGAGGGGAGGAAAUUCGUGCCAAGUUAUCAACUUUGAUUGAACCGGACUCCCAUUCGCUCUCGGUACUUUCGGCGACUGGUGCUCUCUCCAGUGUCGUCCUACGCCAACCUGGGCCUUCUGGUGGUAUUUUGAGUUAUGAGGGACAUUUUGAAAUUUUGGCCCUGAAUGGCUCAUUUACAAUUCGGGAAGGUAGAAUUUGUUCGCACCCUGACCCUGAACUUAGCUUGGUGAAUGUCACGCUUGCUAUGCCUGAUGGGCGGCUUUUUGGCGGUGGAGUUGCUGGUCCAUUGAUAGCUGCUGGCCCAAUUCAACUUGUAGUGGCCAUCUUUAAGCAUAGUCAAAUUCAUGAAGUGAGACAGCCUGAGCAAAUUGCAAGAAUGCCAGAAGUUGGUGACAUUUCUGGCACUCCUAACUCUGUGUUACUGGAGCCAACUGACAAUGAAGCAAAGACUACUAUCACUUCUGGAAACAAUGACAUGUACCCUGCUUCUCCGCGCAUUGAUAAGCAUAAUCCCUUGGAACUGGUGGAGCCAAUGUUAGACCGGAACAUGUCUACAGACACCAAAGCUAGUGUCCUUGAACAGUGAAAAUGAUUUUCUCUCAGUUUGUGUGCAU
This is a messenger RNA of Rhodamnia argentea, 1115 nucleotides long. Its product is annotated as AT-hook motif nuclear-localized protein 10-like. The transcript has 5 exons. The record is from RefSeq and is a predicted model, not a curated record. Bases 233 to 1087 code for a protein of 284 amino acids. NCBI's taxonomy places the organism in Eukaryota, Viridiplantae, Streptophyta, Magnoliopsida, Myrtales, Myrtaceae. Gene Ontology annotation, molecular function: minor groove of adenine-thymine-rich DNA binding.